CAUGCCCUACAUGGGGAUUGGUGGAAGCGGUCAUUUGCAAAAGUAGGCGAGUCUAUUUAAAGCUUGCUUUUUGCCGCCAGUCUCGUUUCGCCGCCUUUUGCUGGCUCAGGUGCUUUGUUGGUCUCUUUUGUUCGUGCUUCUUUGAUUAUACAACCUUUAGCAUGUCGGACAAGCUGCCAUACAAAGUUGCUGACAUCAGCCUUGCAGAAUGGGGUCGCAAAGCUCUCGAGAUUGCUGAGAAUGAGAUGCCAGGACUGAUGAAGAUGAGGGAGAUGUAUUCUUCUUCAAAGCCAUUGAAAGGUGCUCGGAUUGCUGGUUGCUUACACAUGACCGUACAGACCGCAGUUCUGAUUGAAACUCUAGUGGCCUUGGGUGCUGAGGUGCAGUGGUCAAGUUGCAAUAUUUUCUCCACUCAGGAUCACGCUGCUGCAGCUAUUGCCAAAACUGGAAUUCCUGUAUAUGCCUGGAAAGGAGAAACUGAUGAGGAAUAUAUAUGGUGCAUAGAGCAGACUCUCCACUUCAAGGAUGGCCAGCCUUUGAACAUGAUUCUUGAUGAUGGCGGAGACCUCACCAAUUUAGUUCAUACCAAAUAUCCCCAGCUCUUGAAAGGAAUCAAAGGAGUCUCUGAGGAGACCACAACUGGGGUCCAUAAUCUCUAUAAAAUGAAAACCAAUGGAACCCUGAAGUUGCCUGCUAUCAAUGUCAAUGAUUCUGUCACCAAGAGUAAAUUUGAUAAUCUCUAUGGCUGCCGAGAAUCCCUCAUUGACGGCAUUAAGCGUGCCACAGACGUAAUGAUUGCAGGGAAAGUGGCCAUUGUGGCAGGCUAUGGUGAUGUUGGCAAAGGCUGUGCUCAAGCCCUGAGAAGCUUUGGUGCUAGGGUCAUCAUCACGGAAAUUGAUCCAAUCAAUGCGCUGCAGGCAGCCAUGGAAGGUUAUGAAGUUACAACAAUGGAAGAGGCUUGCAAAGAAGGCAACAUAUUUGUUACCACCACUGGAUGUGCAGAUAUUGUGCAGGGGAGACAUUUUGAGCAGAUGAAAGAUGAUGCCAUUGUAUGCAACAUUGGGCACUUUGAUGUGGAAAUUGAUGUGAAAUGGCUGAACGAGAAUGCUGUGGAGACAGUGAACAUUAAACCUCAGGUGGACCGUUACACACUGAAAAAUGGCCGUCACAUCAUACUUUUGGCAGAAGGCAGACUGGUGAACUUAGGGUGUGCCAUGGGUCAUCCCAGUUUUGUCAUGAGCAACUCGUUUACCAACCAGGUGCUGGCACAGAUAGAGCUCUGGACAAAUCCUGGCAAAUAUGCUGUAGGAGUCCAUAUUCUGCCAAAGAAGUUGGAUGAAGCUGUAGCUGCUGCUCAUCUGGAUAAACUCUGUGUGAAGCUGACAAAGUUGAGCGAUAAGCAGGCAAAGUAUCUGGGACUACCAAAAGAUGGUCCCUUCAAACCAGAUCAUUACAGAUACUGAGUUGCUGACGUGGCACAAUGAUUUCAAGACGCAGGGAUAAAAAUCUUCCAAAGUAUAUGCUUCAGAGAACAGCUCCAACCUCUGUCGUUGUUGCCGUCAUUGCCAAACAUGUUUCAUAGGGGUUCUCUUGGUCCAGCUUAUCUCAUCUGUUUCCCCACCACCUGCACCCCCGGCACAGCUCUCUAGAAGAAACCCUCCUGAGACUUUCCCAAGGAACUCUCUGAACAGCAGUUUAGUCAGUGCCUCAGUUUGGAGGGUCUGAAAGAGUUUGCAAGUUCAGCUCUCUGCUGAUCUUUGUCUCCAGGGUCCUGUCUGCCUCUUUAAACAACUAUACUACACAAUAGGUUUUGGGGCGGUAGAAAACAGCAACCCACUUCCUGCAAAAGUCUUUUCCUCACUGCCGCAGUAAGCAGGGGUUGUGCUUUACUGUAGGCUUCAUCCAAAUACUUCCUAGUGGAUAUUUAAUGAAGCCUGUCCAACUGGAACUCGGCUAGGGGUGCGCUGAAAACGGGUUGAAUACGAGUCUUGCUUAUAUAGGAUCGUUGCAACUCCCUGAUUGCAGGGUUUGCAGUGGGAUCUUGCUUUUGUAAUUGAAAUAUGGUCUACUUUGCACACAUGCCUCCUAAUCAGAACAUCCUUAGAUGUGUCUAGAAACAGCUUCCUUGCAUGUCACAAAACUGCUUCAGAAAGACUGGAGCCAGGGUUGGGGGAGUAUAUAGUUCUCUGAAGAUGGCUGCUCAGUCCUAGUUUUGUACUUGUGCCUGUCAUAGUGUCUUAAAAUGAGUUUUAUUAAAAAAAAAAAACACUUCA
This is a messenger RNA of Hemicordylus capensis (graceful crag lizard), 2273 nucleotides long. It is a transcript of the gene AHCY, whose product is annotated as adenosylhomocysteinase. Gene Ontology annotation, molecular function: adenosylhomocysteinase activity. Gene Ontology annotation, cellular component: cytosol. The transcript has 10 exons. The record is from RefSeq and is a predicted model, not a curated record. Gene Ontology annotation, biological process: L-methionine cycle. NCBI's taxonomy places the organism in Eukaryota, Metazoa, Chordata, Lepidosauria, Squamata, Cordylidae. Bases 162 to 1463 code for a protein of 433 amino acids.